Molecule: messenger RNA, 609 nt
Organism: Rubroshorea leprosula
Lineage: Eukaryota; Viridiplantae; Streptophyta; Magnoliopsida; Malvales; Dipterocarpaceae
Source: the annotation of a GenBank genome assembly
AUCUCGACAACCAAGCUCAUAUGGAAGGAGGAGGAGCCGGAGCGCAGCCUGCCGACACCGAGAUGGCCGAGGCAGCCCAGCAACGCGACCCACAACACCCGCAGCAGCAUCCGGCCCCGCAAAUGGUAGCCGGCGGGAUGGAGAGUAUUCCGGCUACGCUUAGCCACAGUGGCAGGUUCAUACAGUAUAACAUAUUCGGGAACAUGUUCGAGGUCACUGCCAAGUACAAGCCCCCCAUCACGCCCAUCAGCAAGGGCGCCUACGGCAUCGUCUGUUUCUUCAUAAUUGAUGAAGGAAUUUAAAUUUUGGGUGAUAGUAUAGUAGUGUAUUAUGGACUCUUUUAUUCUAAGGUAUCAAAGCAAAAUCAUUUGAUUGAAGUAAUGUGACUUGGAGCGAAAAGAUAAUCAUUAUGUUUCUUCAUCAUAGGAAGCUGUUAAAGUUUGCUAAAAUAGUAAAAGAGUUUGGAAUAAGUUUUUGGGUUGUCAGGAACUUUGUUGAUUUUGUCAUGUGGUUUACUUUGUGAAGAAUUAAAGUGAAGCACAAGUGUUGUCUUCAUGCAGAUAUCCUGCAACACACGUUUCAUUGUUCUAAUAGAUUACUAAUGCAUUG